AUGGGUUCUAGAGGCACAGUUACAUCGACACCGCUCAAGAUUGGGGUCGUGGUAUGUGGUAUCGCCGGGCUCUCGGCGACGAUAGCCUUAGCCAGAGCUGGUCACGCGGUCGAUGUGUUUGAACGGUCUCGUUUCACACGUGAGAAUGGGGCUGCGCUCGUAAUCGGGGUGAACGCUACCCGUGUCCUGGCCGGCUGGGGUUUCGAUGUUGACAAGUACGGGGCCGUGGACUACUGUCAGCUUCGACGUUUCGACGCCAAAACCGGUGAACUGGUGUCAACGGAGAAUUUUGACGGGAUCGAGGAGAAGUAUGGCUCACGAUGGUUGAUAUUCCAUCGCGCCGAUCUCCACGCAGGUCUGCUUGAGCUGGUGCAGAAGCCGGCGGUGCCAUAUGUCCAUGCACCCAAGAUCAAUCUGGGCACAGCUGUGUCCGACGCCGACCCUGACACCGGAACAAUCACCAUGGCAGACGGAAGUUGCCUUCAGAAGGAUGUCAUCAUCAUCGCCGACGGUGCUCACUCGAAGCUUAUCCCACGCGUGACGGGCCGAGAGGAGCCAAUCAUCAAGUCUCCUCUUUCCAUCUAUCGCUUCAUGCAGCCAAUCUCAUCCAUUGUCGACCACCCACUGGCAGGCCACUUCUACCGAGACCAACCGUCCGGGUUCACGGCUUUCUUCGUCAACCAGGUGGGCAAGCCAGGCGUCCUGCUCAACACGUAUCCGGUCAGGGGCGAGCAGCUGCUGUAUGUUGCCUUCAUGCACCCGACCAAGCCGCAGGAACGGGAUGUUGGGGACAACUGGAACGCAGAGGCAAGCUACGAGGACCUGAUGGAGGAUCUGCAGGAUUUCCACCCCAGUGUCAAGUUUGUCUGCGAAGGUGCCGAGGACAUCAAUGUCUUCACCAUUAUGAAGCGGGAUCCAGUGCCCAGCUUGACAAGAGGCCGGGCCGUUCUUGUGGGAGACGCGGGACACUUGAUGCUAUCUACUCAUGGACAGGGAGCGUCACAAGCGAUCGAGGAUGCCGCUGCUUUGGAGGUUCUGUUCAACAUUCAGCAGAGCAGCCACUCAUCAGAGAAUGCGGUGUUGGAACGGGUCCAGAUGUUUGGUGACCUUCGUGGCCCUCGCAUCAAAGCAACUCAGACGCUUUCCAAUAAAAUGAUGGGUCCGCCUGAAGUCAUGAUGGCAGAAUGCAGGAAGUACUACGAUGAGCCAUUGCCAAGCCUGAAAGCGCAGGUCUUUUCGGAUGAAUACAACGACUGGUUCUUCAAUUAUGAUGUUGGAGUCGAGGCCAAGGACUUGCUGGAAAGGACGGCAUGA
Molecule: messenger RNA, 1314 nt
Organism: Diaporthe citri
Lineage: Eukaryota; Fungi; Ascomycota; Sordariomycetes; Diaporthales; Diaporthaceae
Exons: 1
Coding region: 1-1314 (437 amino acids)
Molecular function (GO): FAD binding; monooxygenase activity
Source: RefSeq, a predicted model, not a curated record